Messenger RNA from Prunus armeniaca (apricot), 3642 nucleotides. The record is from the annotation of a GenBank genome assembly. Lineage: Eukaryota; Viridiplantae; Streptophyta; Magnoliopsida; Rosales; Rosaceae.
AUGACAUGUGUGAAUAGCGUGAUAGAGGUUUUGAAGAAUGAAGAAGUUAGAAUGAUUGGGAUUUGUGGUAUGGGGGGUGUGGGUAAAACCACAAUGGUGAAAGAAAUCAUCAAAAGAUUGGCAGGAUUGAAAGUAUUCGAUAAUGUUGUGAUGGCAGUUGUGUCCCAAAGCCCAAGCAUUCAAAAGAUUCAAUUAGAAAUUGCAGAGGAGCUGGGGUUUAAAUAUGACGAGAAUACCGAAAGUGGAAGAGCGCGAAGGCUCUACGGAAGACUCAUGGAAAUAAAUAAGAUCCUCAUUGUAUUAGAUGAUGUGUGGACAGAGCUCGAUUUUGAGGCUAUUGGACUUCCUUAUGGACCUCAUAAAGGGUGCAAAGUUCUGUUGACCUCGCGAAACUUGGAAGUGUGCAAUGCAAUGGGAAGUCAAGAAAUUUUUACAAUCCCAGUUUUAACACCAGAGGAAUCAUGGGAACUCUUCCGUGAAAUCGUAGGUAAACCCUUGGACUAUCCUGAUUUGGCAAAACGAGUCACGAAUGAGUGUGCAGGUUUACCUAUUGCAAUUUUAACUGUUGCGAAAGCACUAGAAAAUAAAAGGAAGCAUGUAUGGGAUGAUGCCCUCAAACAGCUACAAAGUUCAGCCCUUGGAAGCAUCUCUUCGAUGAAUGACAAAGUUUAUUCAAGCAUACAAUGGAGUUAUGAUAGAUUGGAGAGUGAUGAAGAGAAAUCAUGCCUUUUGCUUUGUUGUUUAUUUCCUGAAGAUUAUGAUAUUCCAAUUGAGUAUUUGGUUAGAUAUGGGUGGGGUCGAGGGUAUUUUAGUAACGCGGAUUCGGUGGAAGAAGCAAGAAAUAGAGUGCAUUCUUUGAUUGACAAACUUCAAAGAAGGUUUUUGUUGCUAGAUGGCAAAUCGGAAGAGCAUACCAAGAUGCAUGACAUAGUUCGUGAUGUUGCCAUACAAAUGGCCUCAAGAGAUCCACAUAGAUUUCUAAUAAGAUGUGAUGCUGAAAAAACAGGGUGGCCAAAGAUAUACGACCAUUACACAACAAUCUCACUGAUACCAAUUAAUAUUGAUGAGAUCCCAGUUGGUCUGGAUUGUCCAAAACUUGAGCUUCUACACUUAGAAGGCGAACGUUAUUCGGAAAAUAGCAUGGACAUCAUGUGUAAAGGGAUGAAAGAGCUGAAGGUUUUAGCAUUGGUAGACAUGGGUGGGAUAUCAGCCUUGCCGAGGUCACUAGGACUACUGAAGAGCCUUCGAACCUUGUCCCUAAAUGGUUGUUAUGAUUUAAUAGAUAUAUCUGAUGCUAUUGGAAGAUUGGAAAAUUUAGAGAUCCUCAGCUUUCGUAAAUGCUCUAGAAUCUUAGAGUUGCCGAAGGAAAUUGGACUUCUUAAACAUUUAAGGUUGUUAGAUAUCACGGAUUGUGAUCGUCUUGAGAAGAUUCCACAUGGUCUCUUAUCGAGCUUAUCUAGUCUUGAAGAGUUGUAUAUGGAAAAUAGUUUUCGCAAAUGGGAACAAUCAGCUACAGAAAGCGAAGAUAAGAGGAUGGCAAGCCUUGUUGAGGUGAUGUCUUUGUCUAAUCAUUUGAAGGUUUUAGUCAUAGAGAUACCCGAUUUCAACUUCUUUCCAAAAGACUUUUACUUGACAAGCCGGGCAACAAUAAGAUUCCACAUAUCCAACAGAAUUCAUGGAGAGCUUUUUGGAGGUCAAUCAAGUACUGGUUGUUAUGCAUUCGAAAAUAAGUUGGAGAUUUUUCGAAGUGAUGCAACGGAAUUCAUGGAGAUUCAAAUUGUUCGUGUCUUAUUUAAGAAAUGUGAAGAUUUAAUCUUGGGAAGGAUUAAGAAUUUAAAGUAUGUCCUCAAUGAAUUAGACCAAGAGGGAUUGCAACACUUAAAAGUUUUAAGAAUUCAGGACUGCCCUGAGAUAGAAUACCUUGUAAAUGGAGCAAGUUGGACUCAACAAACAGCCUUCCCUCUCAUCCAAUCAAUCCUACUCGUGUCGAUGCCCAAGCUAAAAGCAAUAUGCCACGACCAACUUCCACAGAGCUCUUUUAUCAACUUAAGAUCUCUUGAAUUACUAUAUUGCCCUGUUUUAAAAUAUGUAUUUUCUCUAUCAGUAGCAAGCAACUUGGUUCAACUCCAAAGCUUAAGUGUUGCCAUUUGUCCCCAAAUGAAAGAAAUCGUCUCAAAGGAGGGGAGGGAACAUGAGACGGCAUCGGACAUCGUAGCUUUCCCUAAAUUAACAAAGUUGACAUUCGAAGAUCUAUCUGAUGAAUUUGUUGGUUUCUACGAAGCCAACAAUGAGGUAACGGAUGGGUCUAAGGAUCAAAAUGUGGUAGGAACUUCAUAUGAUGAGCAUCAACCUUCUAGAAGCUUUGAAAGAGCAGUAUUUCCAUCAAAGUGCAUUUUAUGGUUACAAAAUCUAGAAGAAGUGAAACUACGAGAGGCCAAUGUAGAUGUGUUCUUUGAUCUGAAAGGCCAUAUGGUUAGGGAUGGGCAGGCAGUUCCAGCAUUUUCUCAUUUACAAAAUUUGUACAUAUGGGAUUCUACAUGUCAACACCUUUGGAAGAACAUUCCGCGUGGAUUCCAGGGCUUCCAAAACUUAAGAUAUUUUAAAAUAGGAGGUGCUGAUGAUCUCCAAUAUGUGUUCCCACAUUCAAUUGCCAGGCUACUUGUGAAUCUUGAAGAGCUCCAUAGAGGGACUGCAACAAAAUGGAAACUAUAUCUUCCGAGUCUUGAGAGUCUUUGUCCUGAUGCUUCUACUUCUUUAUGGUCAGCCGCCAAAAUUAUGUUGGUGCAAGAUUGCGACAAACUGAAGACAUUGGCUUCAGUAAUUCCACAAAUAAAAAAGUUGGAGAAAGAUUCAACAGCUCAUCACGAAGAUGAAGAUGAAGGUAUUUCAUCAGGAUCAUGUGGAUGUACACCUUAUUCAUGUGGCCCAAUGACCAAACCUACUUCAAGAAGAAAUAUUGUUCAAAUAUUGCCACGUCCAGUCAAUCAAGAGGUUGCACCAACAAAUCUUGAUCAAGACUCAAAUGAUUACGAUAAUCUAGAACGUCUUUCUGUACAAUAUUGUGAGUCAUUGGAAGUUGUUUUCCAACUCAAGGGACCAAAGGCUGUUGAAAGCCACAAUGUUCAAGCAUUCAAUAAGUUGUGUUACUUGCUAUUAGACAAAUUGCCAAGUUUAAUGCACUUUGCGAUAUUUGUUCUUGUCAACUGUAGCCAAGCUCCUAGUCAAUUUAAAGACUUAAAAGUUGGGAAUUGUGAGAAGAUUGAACACGUUAUUGCAGAAGCAGACACUGAAUGUGCUGAUCAGGAAAUUACAUUUCCUCGAUUGAAUUCCAUGACGCUUGAAGAUCUACCAAACCUUAUCUGUUUCUCAACUGAAGCUUAUACUUUGAAGUUGCCAUCUUUGAUGGAAUUGAAGGUUAUAAAAUGUCCAGAUUUAAGAACAUUUGCUUCUAAGGUUGUCAACACACAUUCUGUAAUCCAAGUACACACAGAGUUGGGAAAGUCUGAGUGGAUGGGGGACCUCAAUAGCACUAUAGGGAACAUUCAUGAAAAAAGGGAAACACAGAGAAGUGCAGAGCUGAGUUCUGUUCUGAAGGUUGAGUUUUGUUCUGAAGAAUUUUAUGACGAUGUGCAUACAGAGUGA